Molecule: messenger RNA, 3668 nt
Organism: Glossina fuscipes
Lineage: Eukaryota; Metazoa; Arthropoda; Insecta; Diptera; Glossinidae
Product: exportin-6-like
Biological process (GO): protein export from nucleus
Molecular function (GO): small GTPase binding; nuclear export signal receptor activity
Source: RefSeq, a predicted model, not a curated record
GUUAAUCAUUAGUUAAAGUCAUAAUUUUCGUAAUUGAUAUCCAUGAUGAUGAUUCAUUUUUAUUGACAACGAAACUCUCGUUUGUCAUUAUUUUAUGUUUCUUUAAUAAAAUUAAAAAUUUAGAAAAGAGCGUAUAUUUUGUAAGAUUUUUAUAAAAUUUAAAAUUUACUUUAUUUCACUAAGGAAAUAAAAACCUUGCAAAUUGUUUAUUAGCUUAACAUUUGUUAAGCAAAUGCGAAAGUUAAGUGUGCAUCGGGCGACCGAAAACUUAAAAAGAUAACAAUUGUUGUCCAACGCAAUUUUUUUUUUUAGUGGAGGUUCAAAUUGAAAAACAGAAAAGAAAGGAAAAGGGGAAAGAAACGAUAUUAAAAUACAUAAAAGACAAGUUUUCUGGUAGCUCCCGGUGGUGGUGAUAACACUGAAACAGAAAUGUCUUCCCCGUUUGCGGUGGUUGAGUCGUUGUUACAUGAAUUCUAUACACCGACCACACCUAACGCGCGUAAACGCCAAAUAGGGGUUGAGUUGUUAGCAUUUAAAAAUCAAUCGGAAUCCUGGAAAACCUGCCUUAGUGCGGUGAGCAAUGCUACGACCUUUGAACAGAAUCACUUUUUAUGGUUUUUUGCUACGUCUACUUUGGAUCACACCAUAACGCGCCGUUGGAUGCAAUUGGGCAGCUCAGAUAGGGCACUUCUACGUGAAACGUUAUGGCACACAUAUGCUAACUUGGCUUGCGCAUCAGCAAAACGCCAGCGCGACACUUACGCUCAGUUAAUAGCUUUAUUGGGAAAACGCCAAUUUCCCGACGAAGAUCCAAACUAUUUGGCGCAUUGCAUAGCUCUUACGAAAACCAAUUUUUCAUUAGGCAUUUGCUUACUGCGUACAACGUCUGAGGAGGUAGUUAGCAGUCGUGAAGAUGUCAGUACAGAUCGUAAGCAAUACUUUCAUUCCUGUAACUCCAUUUUGGAACUCUUAUCUUGUGUGCAACAUUUGGUUUCUUGGAUGAAUACUGAUCUGCUCUCGGAAUACUUUUUUAUGAGCAUUUUGGAUUUGUCACAGUGGCGUUCCAAUCGUCAAGAUAUUUCUCUGAAUGGUCUUUCAGUAUUAAAUGAACUGCUGUAUUUGCAAAAGCCCUUAUCAUUCUCGAACAUUUCAAUGUCAGGCGUGAACGGCUUAUUGGAUCAAUAUCAUAGCUCUAAUAAACAGCACGACGAAAUGUACACAGAUAAAUUUAGAGAAUUGUUACGCUUGUAUGCCAUUAAAUACUGGCCCAGAAUGCUGGGCGAUCUCGAGGUUCUAGAAGCAUUUCUAAAUUCCUUGUACAGCUGGACAAUCCACAGAAACGGAGCCUACGAUUUUACAGAGAAAUUAGAAAUAUGGACGCCUAUCAUUAAAGGCAUAAGUGCGCAAAAUAAAUUAAAUCGCUUUUAUGAGAUUGUGCAACUGCUGGUGCCUGAAAUUAUGCGUCGCACACAAUUCGAAUAUAAUAAGACUGAAUUGGAGUUGUUAGACAAUGAGCUAAUGGAAGAUAAUACCCAAACUGAAUGGCAACAGUAUAUAACGCAGUGCAUUGAAUGCAUUGCAUUAAUUGCUGAACCACGUUCAAGCGAGGUAUUCGCUUUAGUGUUUAGCCAUUGGGGGCGGCCUUAUAUGUAUUUACGGUCGCUGGAAAAUGAUGUCGAUUGCGGUAAAACGUUUGACUUUUUACGAAAAAUGAAAUCGCAAAGCUUUCCGGAAAAUUUAAGAGAUUUCACGACCAUAUGCCAAGCAGUUGUACGGAUUAUACCGCUACUGGAGAACAAUAAUUCAGAAUUAGGCAAUGAAAUUAACUACCACCUAAACGAAUUCGCUGAAAAUUUAUGGACUGUCUUGAAAUUUUUAAUCAGCAACAAAUUAACCGUCUUCGAUGUGGAUAAAUCAAUAUUCCAGACUGAUUUUGAUUAUUUAUACGCCCAAGUUUUAAUGGCCAUACGAAGUAUUUUGCCUUUAUCGAAUAUCUUGAAAGCGCUCGUGACAAUUUUCGAGGCGUUGACCAACAUUUCUCAAAUCAAUAAUUUAUUGCGAGGCUGCACAAUAAUCCAAAUGGCUGCCAGUCAGCUAUUAUUAUGUAUAUCGUCUGUAAUACGUCCGAAGAGCCUUUUAGAAUUUCCAGCAAUUAUCAAUAUUAUGCAGUCGGGCCCUCGCCUCUCGCAUUUAUCAAGCCAGGUACAGGCUAGUAUAUACAUUAGUAUUGUAAGCUAUUUGAUAUUGCCCUGGAAGAAUGUCGAUGAACGGGGACAGGAUUACAUACAUCGCUCGAUAAUGCUGCGCGAAUAUGUAGAUAGCCUAGCUCGAAGUUUUCUACAAUUAGAUUUAAAUACCAUUAACAGUGCCAUCAUAGCAAAAUCUAAAAUAUCAUCAAUGUCGUUAAAUUUGCUAACAACAUUCAGUUUGGUUAUUGAAUAUUUCAAAAGUUCUCCAAACACUUUCAACGAUUUACUAUCCACUGCAUUCAAGCCAAUUAUUACUAAAGCUUUGAUGAUUUACAACACUUUCGGCCAAAGUAGUAACAUUAUAGCGACAUCAGUAGCAGAUUUCAGUUCAAGCGUAUUACAUACAUUGCAAACUCAGUUAGGAACACAGUUUAUCAAAGAGAUGAUAAACUUAUUCAUUACAGUAAAAAGUAGGGACCAAUUGAGUAUAAGUACUGCAGCGGUUAUCGAAAAAAUUUUGCAAAUGUUUCAAUUAAUUGCCAAGCAUCCCGGCAAUGCUUCGUUGACUAUGAUACCAUCCAUAUUAGAUUUCACCUUCGCCUACAUUAUUCCCCUUCUGCAGCAAGACGACAAUAUAAAGUAUAGCGGUGAUAUAACGAGUGCGGUCUACGAUCUCUUUGAUAGUAUUUUAAAUUAUAAAUGGCAGUACUUUUAUAAAUUCUAUGUGCAACCGAAUGGAAUUUCUUCGUUUCAAAAUGCUAUGAACGGUAGCAAUGGUGCCAUAACUAGUACUACCGAAAAUUUACACCCUGAACAUUUCAUGGCCAUAAUGAAUGCUUACGGUCAGAUUUUAAUUUCCGGCAAUGAUCCAAACAUUGUUCGCAUUGUAUUAAAUUCAUUGCAAAGUGUGCAUGAUCGCUGCCGUUUAUAUCAACGUCCGUUUUUUAAGGAUAAUUUAUUGGCCUCAUUUCAAGGAGAGGGAGCGUUACACUUCGACUUAUUAGCGAAUACCUUGUUUAAUUUGUCUCAGGUCGAUAAUAUAAAAAUGCCGGAAAGUGUUGCCCAAGCUGGCUUACCGAUCAACAUGAAAUUGAUUGAUGAAAUUUGCCUAACAAAGGACAUUCCAACAUUUUCACAGAAAUUAACUCAGCUAAUACAGGACGCGGAUUGUGUACAUUUAACGCAGAACUAAAACAUAGUUUAUACGAAAAGAAAGAAAAACAAGACGAAAUUAUUACGCAAAAAUGAAAAUUUAUAUUACAUUCAUCUACAUACAUACUAAAUGUUGCUAUUAUCCUGCAGCAACAACAACAAUAGAUUAUAAUUCACGAUUUCCUUUUAUCAAAAUCUUCUUCAGGCGAUACUUGUUUUGGUCAUAUUUCCGCUUAUCAAUUUGGUUUGGCUUUCUCUUCACAUCCUGAUCGCCAGAAUAGUCAUAAAAAGUUUUAAGUGUAAUUUAUAUAAUGAUUUUCAUAACAA